UUGCUAGCGAGUUUAUUAAAGUUAGCUAGCUCCUGAUAUUCCGCAGGCUUUGUGUAUUGCGGUUGCCUAACAACGGAAAAAUGAACGCUUCUGUUUCCAUCAGAUCUUUAAUUUGUCUAAUUUCUGUUGUCAAACUGUUCAGCUGUUACUGUUUAAGUAUUUUGAUCGACUGAAAUCCUGCAUGUAUUUGUAUUUAAUGAAGAAAUGGGUAACUUGGACAAUUUCUUGGAAGAUCAGAAAGAACCGUCUCAAGAGAGUGCAUGUUUGGAAGAGGAGGAUCUACCUUACAUGACAAUCAAGACAAAGACAAUCCGUGUAAACCCUGUAAAAGAAAAUGAUGCGCCAUUUGACUGGACAUCAACUCCGAGAAGGCUUCAAACUCUUGGCAAAGAUGAAAGCUCUGGACUAAGUUUACAGUUGGGAGCAGAAUAUGAACAGAAGAAGCAAAAACUCCAGGAAGAGCUUCGUUCUGAGUACAGACGAUUUGUGGCUCAGAAAAAGGAUCUGCGCGCGGUUAAGACGGAUCCACACGCUCCGGGCCUAUCCUUACCUAUUGACGUGAGGAGAUUUGCCAAGGACAAGCUAAGAGAUGAGAGGAACAAGGAAUAUAACCUCUUCCUUAAAGGAUGGUCGGGACAGACUAGCAGACGAUCUUCAAAGCCUGCCCAGUUUCAGGCCCCAGAGUUUCAGGCCCCUGCUGCACCUAAUUCCCACCCAGCCAUCCCAGAGGCCCAGAUUAGCCGUCCUUGGGACCCACUUCCACCCAAGAAGGAUGCUGCCACCUUGACUGACGGAGGGACAGGGCCAGAGGGUCGUGGCCCACGAGGGAGAAGGCGCUGGGAUCUUCAGAGACUGGAAGAAUCCCUGGAACACUGGGAGAGCAGGAGGCCCAGGAGGAGAAGCAGACACAGGGAGUACAGCUCUGAAGAGUACCUCUCCACAGAGGAGGAAGAGUUUGAGUUCUUGGAUAGGAGGAGGCAGAGAAGGAGCCGCAAGCCUGAGUCUCCUGAGAGAAGAGAGAGGAGAGUAACUGACAGACCUGCCAAAGCGACGCGAGGAAGGAGAGGGGUGGAACCUGCUGUGGUCCAUGACGAUGACACACAAGACCAGAUCAGAACGUUCCAGUCAGCAACACCAAAACCUAAGAGUCUCGUGACGCCAGUUGCCAUGAAGACGGUCGAGAGGUCCAGGUCUGAAGCCGAUAUGGACAGGGGCGUGUUCGCCACCGGACUCAUGAUUGGGACAGCUGAGGAGGAUGCGGCCAGAGACCGGAGGAAGGAGCGCUACAGGCAGGAGCUGCUGGAGCAGAUGGCCGAGGGACGGAGGAACAAGAAGAAGGAGAAGGAUCUGGAGCUGAGAGUGGCUGCCACAGGGGCUGUUGACCCAGAGAAACAGCCUGACCGCAUUAAGCAGUUUGGGGCGGUGAACCGUGGCGACGAGGGCCAGAGACGUGACAUCCAGCAUAGACCCGGGGUCAGCCUGGACGCCCUGGGGUCUGACUGUAAACCAUGGCCCCGCCAGCAGAGGCGAGACACGGGCACGGAGGAGAGUCUUCCCCCUGAGAGGCCCCGUGUCGCCUUUCCCUCCCUACCAGUGACUGAUGCCCUGGGCCGGCUACCAGGGGCCGACGUAGCUCCUCUCCACAAGGACUUCCCCAGGAGCCUCUCCAGUACCCUGGGAGAGAUGAUCGCCCCGAGAAUCGCCGACUUGCCGCCUCCAUUGCCGCCAACUCUAACUGAUGCCUACCGAACUCCAUAUGAUGAGGCCUAUUACUGCUACGGAGCGAGGAAUCCCCGGGACCUCAACCCAUCCCACUAUGGACCUCCAGUGAGUGGAGGUCAGACCCUGCUCUUCCCCUACCAGCCUCCAGGAAUGAUGCUUCUCCCUGGGCAUCAAGGAGCCCGAACCAAUCAGCAUCCGGUAGCUCUGCCUGAGCCUGGGCUGGGGGUUGGACCAAUAGGAAAGAGGCCCAAGCAGUCUAAGGAGAGCGUGCUGAACUACCAGGAAGCCCUGCGACAACAGAUCAAGGAGAAAGAGAGUCGACAAAGAGAAGAGAGGGAGGCCAGUGAUCGCUACAAUGCUAAGAUUGAGGAGGAGAGUAAGGCCUUUGACCCCUGGGGAAAGGGGGGUGGAGGAGCCCCUCUCAGGGAUGACAACGGAAACCUGAUCAGUGACCUGAACAGAAUGCACAGGACCAACGAGGAAGCAUACGCGAACCCAGAGUCCAGGGAUAGGGGGAAACCCCGGGUCUCUGUAGCCAGGAGUGAAGGAGGAGGGGGAGGUGGAGGCCGUAUUCCCACGGGGGAGGAGGCGUUCCCCUCCGGCCAACAACUGUCAGGUUUCUCCCAGCCGUCACAGUUCGCCCGUGGCAACAUGUUCAGUGAUCAGCGCACUCUGCAGAAGCUCCAGGAUCAGGGCACCUACAAAGACUUCCUGAAGCAGCAGAUCGACGACAAGAGGAGGAGGGAGGCAGAGGAGAGGGACCGUAAAAGGAUGGAGGAGGAGAGGGAGGAGAAAAGGGUGGCUGAACAGAGGGUUUGUAUACAGAAGGAGUUUGAGGAGGAGCAGGACAGGAAGCGACGAAAAGAGGUUGAGCAAAUGACCAAGAAUGAAGAGCUGAUUCGCCAGGCUGAGGAGCGCCGAAGGGAAGCAGACAGGAAGAGAAGGGAGGAGGAAGAGCGGGAGAAUGAGAGUCUAAGGAAACAGAUGGAGAGGGAAAGGCAGGCGCUGAAGGCAGAUAGGGCCAAUUCUCCAAUCAUUCCAGCCCUGCAGAAAAAAUUGUACAAGCACCUAACCCCUAGACCUCCCAGUGCUACCAGUCAAUUCUCCUCCAGGGCCCUGUCUGGAGGUUCUGUCUCAGCACCACACUCCCCGCCGGUCCCUGCCCGGAGAAACCAGCUCCGAGCCACAGAGGAGAGGCCAGAGGGCGUGAUCCGGGGGCUGUCCACCCUGCGGAGGCGGCUGAGGAGUGAACAGAGACGGCUGGAGGGUCAGCUGCUGCAGAGGGACAGAAAGGACAAGGACACGCCCCUCCCCGACCGGCACGGUGGGCAUCCCCGCAGUGACGUGUUCCAGGUGGCACGUGUCGGCGCCCGGGGGCUGUCAAGGAGAGUGGCGGCCCGUGUCAACAAGCAGAACGUCCGGGAGUCCGACCCGCUCAAACACAGAGACUACGAGCCGUCCGGGAUUCAACAGCCCCGUCGUCACGCUAGGGAGAAUCCGGGCCACCAGAGAGUCCAUUCACUGGAGUCAGAGAGUACCUUCAUUGACUAUCCUGAUGGGGACGCAGGGUCCCUGUCGCCGGCACAGGUUGACCCGAGGACCAGACAGCCUGCAGUCCGGGAGAGCUGGAGGCCCGUCAGGAGGAGAGAUCUCCCAGAAGUUGGGGUGACCGCUGGUGGUCAGAGGGGUCAUUCCUUCCAACCAGAUGGCCGGUCUCUGUUCCCCGUGACCAGCUUGAAUGUGGAUGAGGUCGGGGACCGCAACCAGAGACGCGUCCGCGGCCCCCAAGACUUCAGCGAGCAUGAUGGGAGAUCAGAUAAAGGGGAUGACCUCUCGCUGCGGUCCACCCCAUUCCACCCGGACAGGCGUGUUUCCAUAGAGACUGUUGCCACGGAGCCCUGGCUGCGACCCGGCACGUCAGACACACAGAAGUGGUUUGGAGCGGGUCAGAUCCGGAGAGAGGCCGGCUACUAGAGACAUUUCGGGUGUAUGCUGUGCAGUCAGUUUGGUAACCCUUGGUUCAAAGUUAAUUUGGUAUUUUCUGUUGCCGCAUCAGAGGGCAAAACAUCUGCGUAAAAACAUGUUUUUACACAGAAAAAUAUAUAAAAUGUUGCUUGAGCGAACUUUUUUCAACACCACCACCAGAGCAGAUGUCCAACUGGAGAUGUGGUAGUAGCAGAUAUUUUAGCCUCUGUAUACAGCAGUAUAUUUGAGAUAUUUUAGCCUCUGCUUGGCUGAGGGUCGUGAAAUAUUUACAGCAUUUGGCCCUGAUCGGCACCACUGCCACAGAUCUAGAAUAGUAGCACUCUUGUCUGCAGAUGCAUGUUAAUGCUAAUGUUUUUAUGUACUUUGGCAAAAUACAGUUAAAACAUGUGAAUCUGAUGUUUAAAUGUUUGUA
Molecule: messenger RNA, 4120 nt
Organism: Esox lucius (northern pike)
Lineage: Eukaryota; Metazoa; Chordata; Actinopteri; Esociformes; Esocidae
Product: centrosome and spindle pole-associated protein 1
Exons: 28
Coding region: 205-3696 (1163 amino acids)
Biological process (GO): positive regulation of cytokinesis
Cellular component (GO): microtubule; spindle pole; centrosome
Source: RefSeq, a predicted model, not a curated record